Molecule: messenger RNA, 9631 nt
Organism: Gavia stellata (red-throated loon)
Lineage: Eukaryota; Metazoa; Chordata; Aves; Gaviiformes; Gaviidae
Gene: TNS1
Product: tensin 1
Exons: 31
Coding region: 62-5326 (1754 amino acids)
Biological process (GO): fibroblast migration
Molecular function (GO): protein binding
Source: RefSeq, a predicted model, not a curated record
CCCCCGGGCCAGGUGAGGCUGCGCUGCCGUCCCUUUCGGAUGUAGGCAGGCGAGACCCCGGAUGGAUUUCGGGAGCGUCAUGAACCAGGCUGUGACCCCUUGCUCCCCCGCUGUCAACUAUGAGCUGCCAUCCCCAGGGGAGAGCAUCACGAAGCAGGUAGAUGCCCUGGAUGCCACAAAAUCCCCCAGGAGCGGGCAGUCACGCCGCAAAACGUCCAGGAGCAUGAGCCUGACCGCAGCCAUGGAGAGCAGCUGCGAGCUGGACCUGGUGUACAUCACGGAGCGGAUCAUUGCCGUCUCCUACCCCAGCGCAGCUGAGGAGCAGAGCUUCUGCAGCAACCUCCGCGAGGUGGCCCACAUGCUGAAGUCCAAGCAUGGGGACAACUACGUGCUUUUCAACCUCUCUGAGCGGAGACAUGAUGUCAGCAAACUUCACCCCAAGGUGCUGGAUUUUGGGUGGCCUGACCUGCACACUCCGGCACUGGAGAAGAUCUGCAGCAUUUGUAAAGCCAUGGACACGUGGCUCAAUGCGGCAGGGCACAAUGUGGUGGUGCUGCACAACAAGGGGAACCGCGGCCGGCUGGGGGUGGUGGUGGCUGCCUACAUGCACUACAGCAACAUCUCGGCCAGUGCCGACCAGGCUCUGGACAGGUUUGCCAUGAAGCGCUUCUAUGAGGACAAGGUGGUUCCAGUGGGACAGCCAUCCCAAAAGAGGUACAUCCAUUACUUCAGCGGGCUCCUCUCUGGCAGCAUCAAGAUGAACAACAAGCCCCUCUUCCUCCACCACGUCAUCAUGCACGGCAUCCCCAACUUCGAGUCCAAAGGUGGUUGUCGGCCCUUCCUGAAAAUCUACCAGGCCAUGCAGCCCGUCUACACCUCGGGGAUCUACAAUGUGCAAGGAGACAGCCAGACAGGCAUCUGCAUCACCAUCGAGCCUGGCUUGCUCCUCAAAGGCGAUAUCUUGCUGAAGUGUUACCACAAGAAGUUUCGCAGCCCGACCCGUGACGUGAUUUUCCGUGUGCAGUUCCACACGUGCGCCGUGCAUGACCUCGACAUAGUCUUUGGCAAGGAGGACCUGGAUGAGGCCUUCAGAGAUGACCGUUUCCCCGAGUAUGGGAAGGUGGAGUUCGUGUUCUCCUAUGGCCCUGAGAAGAUCCAAGGUAUGGAGCACCUGGAGAACGGGCCCAGCGUCUCCGUGGACUACAACACAUCCGACCCGCUCAUCCGGUGGGACUCCUACGAGAACUUCAACAUCCAGCGCGAGGACAGCGCAGAGGGCACCUGGGCUGAGCCGCCCCUGCCUGGCAAGCACCUGGAGAAAGAGGUUGGGCACACGCAAGGGCCCCUGGACGGGAGCCUCUACGCUAAAGUGAAGAAGAAAGACUCCCUCCACGGCAGCACCGGUGCUGUCAACGCCGCCCGCCUCCCGCUCUCGGCAGCGCCCAACCACGUUGAGCACACGCUCUCUGUGAGCAGUGACUCGGGCAACUCCACUGCCUCCACCAAGACCGACCGGACCGAUGAGCCGGGGGUGCCUGGGGCACCCGGUGGCCAGGCGGUGCUGAGCCCCGAGGAGAAGCGGGAGCUGGAUCGUCUCCUCGUUGGCUUUGGCUUGGAGAGCGUGCCGCCCAUGCACAACCGCACAGCCGGCCCUGUGCCGGCGCGCCUGCCCACUGUGCCAGGUCGCCACGUGGUGCCAGCUCAGGUGCACGUCAACGGGAAUGCUGCGGUGCUGGUGGCCGAGCGGGAGACGGAUAUCUUGGACGACGAGCUGCCCAACCAGGACGGGCACAGCGUGGGCAGCCUGGGCACGCUCUCCUCCUUGGACGGCACCACCACUGCGAGCGAGGUCGGCUACCAGGAGGCCCCCCGGGUGGGCAGCCUCUCCUCCCUGCCAAAUGGCCCCUCAAGCUGCAACGGGGCCGAGAAGCUGCUGAAGGAGGGGCUGUACGAUGGCGAGCCGCUCUCCAACGGUGGCUACCCCUACAACAACCAGAAUGCCCUGAUGGGCCACCACCUCCGUGACCCGCUGCCUCACUUGCGGCCCUCGGCAUCUGCUCAGGACCACCUGGCUGGCUACCCGCAGCGCCCACCGGGCUCCCAUGCCCCGGGCUGGCUCCAGCCCCAGCCACUGCCUGGCUCCCAGCCCUACCUGUAUGGCUACGACCACCCCAGCACCUAUCGCUCCCGGUCCUUCCCGGCGGUGGACACGGCCAAGUACGAGGCGACCCCGGCGCUGCCCCAGGCCCCAGCUCGCAGCACCAGCAGCCGGGAGGCCGUGCAGAGGGGCUUGAAUUCCUGGCAGCAGCAAGGAGGGAGCCGGCCGCCUUCCCGGCUGCAGGAGGGUGGCGUGGAGAGCCACAGCCCCAGUGUCUCCAGCUGCAGCCCCCAGCCCAGCCCGCUGCAGCCAGUGCCCCCCCACAGCCACAGCAUGCCCGAGUUCCCCCGGGCACCCUCCCGCCGGGAGAUCGAGCAGUCCAUCGAAGCACUUGAUGUCCUCAUGCUGGACCUUGCGCCCGCUGUCCACAAGUCACAGAGCGUGCCUGCUGCCUCCCGCCAGGACAAGCCGGUGGGACCCCUGCUCUCCUCCCUCUCGGCCCAGCCCAUCGCUGGUCUCUACACCCGGCCAGCCCCACAAGUGGCCCAGCCGAGGUCCUUCAGCACUUCUGUGAGCCCCGUGGUCUCCGAGCCUGGGGGCAAAGCCUAUUCUCCUGGCGAGCCGGACUAUGGGGUGCAUGAGUACCGGGAAACGUAUUCACCCUACAGCUACCAGCCGGCCCCGGUGCCGGAGCCGAGGAGCUACAGCCAUGUCCCGGCUGGAGCACCAAUGGCCUUCCUCCCGCUCAACACCUCCUACAGCCCUGUGGGGUCUCAGCAGGUCCUCAUCUCUUCCCCGCCUUCUCCCACCAUCCCGCCACAAAGCCAGAUGCCCCCCAAGGGACCGGAGAGCUAUGAAGACUUGUCGAGGUCGGCAGAAGAGCCCUUGAAUCUGGAGGGUCUGGUGGCCCACAGGGUGGCAGGGGUGCAGUCCCGGGAGAAGCCCUCGGAGGAGAGCGCCGUCCCUGCCCGGAAGCGGACCCCCAGCGACAGCCACUAUGAGAAGAGCUCGCCGGAGCCCAGCUCGCCCCGCAGCCCCACUGUCCUCUCACCUGAGGUGGUCAGCACCAUUGCGGCCAACCCUGGAGGGAGGCCCAAAGAGCCUCACCUCCACAGCUACAAGGAAGCCUUCGAAGAGAUGGAGGGUGCCUCCCCCACCAGCCCACCCUCCAGCGGCGUGCGUUCUCCCCCCGGCCUGGCCAAGACCCCGCUCUCAGCACUGGGGCUGAAACCCCACAACCCGGCGGAGAUCCUGCUGCAUCCAGUGGGAGAGCUAGAAGGGGAGGCAGGUGGUGUCUCUGAAGAAGAGCCCAGGAGCUACGUCGAAUCAGUGGCCCGCACAGCCACGACGGGCAGGGGAGGGAGCCUGCCUGCCACCCAGCCCGGGGGCCCGGAGGUGCCCACCAGGAACGGCACCUUCGCCAACUCCUUCACUGCCCCCAGCCCCGUAUCCACCAGCAGCCCCAUUCACAGCGUGGACGGGGCCUCCCUCCGCAGCUACCCGUCAGAGGGCAGCCCCCAUGGCACGGUUACACCUCCCCAUGCUUCGGCUGAGCCUGUUUACCGGUCGCCUGUUGGCUCGCAGAUGCCCUCUUCUCACAGCAGCUACCAAAACUCGUCUCCAUCUUCCUUUGCAAUGGUCCAAGGUGGGGUCCCGGGCUCGGCGUACGCCAGCCCUGACUACCCCGAUGGCCGAGCCGGCCUCCAACCAGACCCCCAAGCUCGGCCGCAGCCGCAGGUCAACGUGGUGGGUGUCCACGUCCUGCCAGGGAGCCCCCGCACUCUGCACCGGACAGUGGCUACCAACACGCCGCCCAGCCCCGGUUUUGGGCGAAGAGCUGUCAACCCCAGCAUGAGUGGAGCUCCCAGCAGCCCUGGGCUGGGCAGGCAUGCCAUGGCAGCCCACAGCAACCUGGUGGCCCCGCCGGGGAGCCCCAGCCUGGCCAGGCAUCAAGCCACGGUGCCCAUCCCCCCCGGCAGCCCCCUGUAUGGCUACCCCAGCCCGGAGGAGAGGCGCCCGACGCUGUCUCGGCAGAGCAGCUCCUCCGGCUACCAGCCUCCCUCCACGCCGUCCUUCCCCGUCUCGCCGGCAUACUACCCCGGCACGAGCACGCCACACUCCUCCUCCCCGGACUCGGCUGCCUACCGCCAGGGCAGCCCCACGCCGCAGCCUGCACUGCCUGAGAAGCGGCGGAUGUCUGCCGGGGAGCGCUCCAACAGCCUGCCCAACUACGCCACCAUCAACGGCAAGGCGUCCUCGCCCCUCUCCAGUGGCAUGUCCAGUCCCAGCAGUGGGAGUGCCGUCGCCUUCUCCCAUACCCUGCCGGACUUCUCCAAGUUCUCCAUGCCAGACAUCAGCCCUGAGACUCGUGCUAACGUCAAGUUUGUGCAGGACACUUCCAAGUACUGGUACAAACCAGAGAUCUCCAGGGAGCAGGCCAUUGCACUGCUGAAGGACAGGGAGCCAGGGGCUUUCAUCAUCCGAGACAGCCACUCCUUCCGGGGAGCCUACGGCCUCGCCAUGAAAGUAGCUUCUCCACCUCCCACGGUCAUGCAGCAGAACAAGAAAGGAGACAUCACCAAUGAGCUGGUGAGGCACUUCCUCAUCGAGACCAGCCCGCGGGGUGUGAAACUAAAAGGAUGCCCCAACGAGCCCAAUUUUGGCUGCCUCUCAGCGCUGGUGUACCAGCACUCCAUCAUGCCCUUGGCCCUGCCCUGCAAGCUGGUUAUUCCUGACCGAGAUCCCAUGGAGGAAAAGAAAGACACCGUGUCGGCCACCAACUCGGCCACGGACCUCCUCAAACAGGGUGCGGCCUGCAACGUCCUCUUCAUCAAUUCGGUGGAGAUGGAGUCGCUGACAGGCCCCCAGGCCAUUGCGAAGGCUGUUGCCGAGACACUGGUGGCCGACCCCACGCCCACUGCUACCAUCGUCCACUUCAAAGUCUCUGCACAAGGCAUCACCUUAACCGACAACCAGAGGAAAUUGUUCUUCCGACGACACUACCCCCUCAACACUGUCACCUUCUGUGACCUGGACCCCCAGGAACGAAAGUGGACUAAAACUGAUGGCAGUGGCCCAGCCAAGCUCUUUGGCUUCGUGGCCAGGAAGCAAGGGAGCACCACAGACAACAUCUGCCACCUCUUCGCCGAGCUGGACCCGGACCAGCCAGCUGCAGCCAUUGUCAACUUUGUCUCCAGGGUCAUGCUCGGCUCCGGCCAGAAAAGAUGAGCCGGCGCUUGCGGGUGAUUCUUGAAUUUUGGAGAAGGACUUGGAGCUGAUCCGAGAAGGAGUGUGAGGAAGUGCAUUGUGGGAGAGGGAAGUGAAUCGGGGGGGAAAAGGGUUGGAAUUUUUGAGGAAAACAGCAAACAACAAAAACCCCAACGAAACCCCUAAAAACUCAACACAAGCCAAACACACACAUAGAGGAACCAAAACCACACACCUACAUAAGAGAGCCACAAAGUCACGCCAGACAGGAUGCAUGUCCCAGCACAGGGAAGGUGACCAAUGCGAAGGUGGCAGCGAGAGGCGUGUUCCCAGCUUUUGGCAUCGUGGUCCCAAGCGGUGACAUCCACUUGGGAUUGAAUGUGGGACCAUGACUGGUGUUUUCCAUCUGGAAAAAAAAGAGACAACCGGCAAAACCCAUGAAAGAAGCUCUAUCCCAGCAGCUCCGUCGGUGAAUGAAUGCUGCAUGUUUGAAAUAACCUGUAGGAGAUCAACAACGUGGGCUGGGUCUUCGGGACACCGGAGGAGAUGCCCUUGGAAACCUUCCCUUGUCCGGCUGCAGCAGAGGGUCCUUGCUGGCCCCCGUGCUUCUCCCAAAACCUGCUGGCCGCCUGGCGACUUGCUGAGGCUGCGGGGGGGCUUGGUCCCAAGCCCUCCUGUCCCCGGGGAGCUUGGCUGUGGGCUGACCUCUGUUGCUGACCCAGAGCCCAGCGCCAGUCACAGGUGAGCUGCUGUGAGUCCACCUGGAGAGGGGGGACAUGGCACUUCCCCAUCUCCCCGGGGGUGCUUGUGCCCCCCAGCCCAUGGGGAGGAGUGGCGGGGCUCCUACCACCCCGCACCUGGGGAAGGCAGAUGCUGCCGGGGAACCUCCGGGAGGAUGCAGAAAGUUGCAUCCUCUCCCAUCUUCCCCUUUUCCCUCCGAUCACUAGUCCUCUUUGGCAAUUUUCUCCUGCGGCCUGUCACACGUUCUCUUAACAUAAAAAAACAAAACAGAAAGUAAAGAAAAACAUUGUAAUAAUAAUAAUAAUUAUAAUAAUAGCGGAUGCUGGCACAGGUGGGUUCCCUGUGCGAAGCAGCGGACCCGUGGCUACCCCUAUCUCGCUCUUCGGAGAUGCGCAAGCGGUUUUUAAAUUGCAUGGACGUUCAAGUUGCACGAAAGGCGAAUGACUACAAGUAACUCAGGCGCUUUUUUCUCCUUUUAUUUUGGAGGCCACGUUAAAAAAAAAGAAAAAGAAGGAAGAAAAUUAAAAAAACAAAAAUAAAAAAGGAAAGGACCUGCAGUCGCUGGGCAACUUUGGCUCGGUGGGGAGGUAACAGGUCCUCUGAGAGCCACCCUGCUCGGCACGUGCAUACCCCCAAAACUGGCUGGCUGGAGGGUCGCUCCUCCCUGAAUGCACCGUAGUUUUGCAGUGGCUUUGGUGCCAUUGGCUUUUCCCUUUGCUUUGGGAGGUGAGGAGGGCCAGCUGGGAGGCAAGAGGGGCAAAGGGCCCCCCUGCCGCUGCAGCGGAGGGGGAUCGUGGUUGGGGGGCAGCGGGUGGAGGUCCCAGCCCCGAGGUGCUGGGGGCGGGGCAGAGGAUGCUUCGGUCACACGUGCAGGUUUGGGGUAAGGGGAAUGGUCAUUGCUGAGCCCUCUGCUGCAAAUAUCCCCCUGAGAGCCUUUUGGGAGAAGUUUUCAGUGCAAAGUGGCCCAGGUAGAUUAUUGGGGACAAAAAUUAGAAACAUAGCACUGUAGCCCCUCCGGAAAGCUUGCCUCCCUUGGACCGCCUUUGCCUUGAUAGCUAUAAUAUAUAUACGAGCUAUACUGACAAAAUACUGUAAGCUAACGAAAUUUUAAGGAGGAAAAAAAGGUUAAAUUUACACUCCGAAAAUAUUUAUUUUUGCCAUAUUGCUUUCCGCGCAUCGUAUCUCCCCCAUUAUAUCUGCCCCCACCCCGGGGAAACACCUGCACGUUAAAAGAAAAUCCAAAGCAAGGAAAAAUACGGAUGGGGGAAGAGGCACAGGGGUCCCCCCGUGUAGGGGCGGCGUGCGUGUGACCAGUGUGCAUGUGUGUGUGCGUGUGUGUGCGUGCGUAGGGGAGCGAGCGGCGUGGGUGCCCGGAGGGGGCUGGCAUGGCCGGAGGUUGUACUGACGUACUGAAGCGAGCGUGAAAGGAUGCGUAGUGAGGAGUUGGUUGCGAGAUGGUGGUGGGACGGGGUUUCUGGGGGGACUUUCCCCCUCCCCAGCUCCCUGGCUGCACGGAUGCGGAGACCUUUUAAUUUUUGACGUUUCCAAAAAGCGAUUCCCUCCUUCUGCGAAAUUCAAGCGAGAUGAGAGACAAUCUCACCCGUAAUCUCCUCACCCUGCCGUUCACCGAUUAGAGAAAACACUGUGUUUAUAGAUAUAUAAAGAUAUAUUUUUGAAAGCCUCUAUUUUUCAGACUUGGUUUUCUCACUGCUAAGAAAAGAGAUGAUAAUAAUGUAAUUUUAUUUUAAUCUGCUGCCUUGGAAACCGGUGCUUGAAAUUCCCAUUCCUCUUUUUCCCCCCGUACAAACGAAGCAGAUCUAAGCACCCCAGAGAUGUCGCGUAGAAGCCGACCCCAGCAGAUACCUGCCGAUAGCAUUACGCCUGCUUCGGGCCCUGAGCCGCUCACAGCUUCCCCACUAACCCACCAGCUGGAGAUUUAGACCGUAUCCAAAUCUCAAACACUAACAAAAUCAUCUGAUGAUUAUAUUAUUUUUUUAACACACAGCUAAUCACCUUCCGAUGAUGUAGCCGGGUGUUUGUCAGCUCCCUUUAAAGGCACUUUUUAUUCCUUUUAUCUCCUUUGUUAAGUUACAUUUUCAGGUGUAACUACCCUUUCUGUCCCCAGGAGAGACCGUCAGCCGGCAUUGAGGAUCACCCAGGUCCUGGGGCUGCGGGGACCUAGUGUUGAUAUUUUUUUCCUUACGAAAGGGACAGAAAAGACUCUUUGGGUUUUUUUCUUUGGUUUUUAAAUGCAGUCAUGGUAUCUGAGAUUCGAGCUUGCACGAGUUAAGCCCAGCAUAUGUUUCGUUGUAAUCACACUGCCGUUGUCAGCAGCCGGAUGGUAUCUCUCUCUCGCUCACACACACACACACAAACACAUCCCUCCUUCCUGCACAAAGAACUGCAUAUAUUCUUGCCAAAGAUAUCCUUAAAAACGCACUUUUCCCCACAUAUAUAUAUAUAUUUUUUUUUUGCCUGUGUAAAUUUAUUGUACGUGCUCUUUUUGUGUCGGUUUGUUCUUCGGAGAAGCCCCUUCCCACCCGUCCUCCCUUUGCUGUCGAUGUUGCUGUUUGUUGGGAAAUGCUCCCCCGGGGGGUUGUUUGCUGCCUGUCCCAAAUGGUAGUGCCUGAAAUGUGCAAAAUUUGGGGUUCCCAUUCAACGGGGCUGCUUCCGGCUCUGCACCCCCGGGAGCUGUUUUGAGGGAUGAUCCAUGUCAUCAUCUGCUGUGAUGGGAUGCACCCAUCUCACAGUCUUUGCCAGCCCCUCAUCGCCAGUGGAGAUGGGGGGCUCAUGGGUUUAAGCAGAUAAAUUGAGCAAAGUUUGGGGUUGCUCUGGAUGCAUCAUUUGCUGGCUGCCCCCUGGUCAAACCACACACGGAAAACAAACCAGGUAGGGAGAAAAACCCAACCCAGCCUCCGGGCAUCGAUUUUCCAGCGAGUUCAACCACCUGAACUAAAGCGCAAAGUAAAUCCCCACCCAGCAGGUCGGACAGGUAAAGAAACCAGUUGCCCCAAAAAACCCAGACAGCAGCAUCAACAAAAGGCAACCUUCCCGUUGGAGCAGGCAGGAGGAUCAGACAGCAAAGGAGCCCGCAGGGGCUUGUUUCAUUUCGUUCGUUUGUUUUGCAAAUUGUGAGGUUGGUUUGGGGUUACUCUUUUUUUUUUACUUUUCCUUAAAAAGGAAAAAAAAAAAAGGAAGCAACCCAAUGUUUCUGUUGGCGGAUCCUGUGCCGCUGUGUUAUGCGUAGGUUUUUUUGUUGUUGUUGUUGUCUUUGUUACUUUGGGAACUUUACAGAUUUAUUUGCUAAUCAGUGUUAAUGAACAGUUUCAAACUUUUAGACUCGCCCAUUUCUGUGUAUUUAUAUAGAUGGAAAAAAAAAAGUUAUAUUUUGUAUCUUUGUGCCCAUAAUGUUGUCGCGCGUGUAAGGAUGAUUUUGGUCGCACCAUGUCUGUGUGUGAAUGUGACUCUGCUGUUGUCUUCCCAUUGUACAGAUGUUGGAUUCUUUGCAGUUCAUUGUAUGGCUUUAUAAAGUGGUAAAAACAAAAAAAAUCAGUUAUAUAAAAUAUACUGUUGCUUGGAAUGCCA